Molecule: messenger RNA, 746 nt
Organism: Raphanus sativus (radish)
Lineage: Eukaryota; Viridiplantae; Streptophyta; Magnoliopsida; Brassicales; Brassicaceae
Product: transcription factor IND
Exons: 1
Coding region: 65-607 (180 amino acids)
Biological process (GO): regulation of DNA-templated transcription
Molecular function (GO): DNA-binding transcription factor activity; protein dimerization activity
Source: RefSeq, a predicted model, not a curated record
UGCGUCUCUAGUCCAAAAACUCUAUGUCUGGCUCAAAAGCAGAUGCAGCCAUAACCCAAUAGUCAUGAUGCAGCCUCAUCAUCUCCUUAUGAAUUGGAACAAACCUAAUGAUCUCACUACACAAGAAAACUCUUUUCACCACAAUCCUCAUCUCAUGGUAGAUCUACCUUCCGAAACCCUAAGCCACUUCCAGCCCCCGCCGACACUCUUCUCCGAUCACGGAGGAGGAGAGGAAGCAGAAGAAGAAGGAGGAGAGGAAGAGAUGGAUGCGAUGAAGGAGGUGCAAUACGCGAUUGCUGCCAUGCAGCCCGUAGACAUCGAUCCAGCCACCGUUCCUAAGCCUAACCGCCGUAACGUGAGGGUAAGCGACGACCCUCAGACGGUGGUGGCUCGUCGCCGUCGAGAAAGGAUAAGCGAGAAGAUACGGAUUUUGAAGAGGAUGGUGCCAGGCGGUGCAAAGAUGGACACUGCCUCCAUGCUCGACGAAGCCAUCCGCUACACCAAGUUCUUGAAACGGCAGGUGAGGCUUCUUCAGCCUCACACUCAGCUUGGAGCUCCUAUGUCUGACCCUACUUGCCUUUGUUAUUACCACAACUCGGAUACCUAAUAUAACUCUAUCAAGCGUUCAUGUUGAUAUAUAUAUACAUAUAGUUAAAUGGUCGAAUAAGCAUUUCGAUCGAAGAUUGUAUGGCUAUUUAUAUAUUGUACAAUAAAUGAUGUGUGUAUUUCUAUUAAUGUAUGAUAUA